AUAAGUUUUCAUAGAAGAGCUAGUUUUACCUCUGUCAUAGUAAAACUAAAGUUAAUUCAUAUAUAUAUAUAUGAUGGAACCAGAGUACUCAGAAGGAUCAACUUCUUGUUGUUUUUGUUUCUCCAACAAAAAGGAUGUUGCAAGGGUUAACAAAAGCAGUGGAGUUUCAAGGUCAGACCAGGUUGAAUGGAAAAAGAAUGACGAAAUAUUAUCUGAUAUGAGCACUUUCUCGGUCAAAGAACAAGAAAGGAGGCUGAAGAAAGCUUUGGAAGAGGAAAAGAAGGUAAAUAUUGAAGCAGAUAGGGUUGUCCAAUGGGUGAAACAGGAAUCAUCUAGAAUUGAUGAUGUUUCUGCAAUCAAAUCAAUUCUUAGCGACAACAAGGAGAAAGAUGAAGUGGUUUAAUUAGAUUUAACUCAUACAAGAAAUAUUUGCAAAGUUUUAUAAACAUUAAAUUAUAAUGUGUUGAUAUCAACUAAGAACUCACAUGAAUCAUCGAGAGAAAUCAACAUGAAAGCAAUAUUAUUUACUGGUUCAGUAAGUGUUGAAUACAAGAUAUUGUUAUUUGUACUAGAGUUAGAAAGAAAGAAAACAGAAAUGAAAUUAAGCAUAUGCUUCAAUGCUAGUAUUUGUUUACGGUAAAGUCAUUUUUUGGUGAUAUGUAAAACAAACCAUAACAUCAAUAUCCAAUCAUUCAUAAAGUUUCUUAAUCUUUUUA
Medicago truncatula (barrel medic) is the source of this 716-nucleotide messenger RNA. RefSeq lists its product as uncharacterized. Lineage: Eukaryota; Viridiplantae; Streptophyta; Magnoliopsida; Fabales; Fabaceae. The transcript has a single exon. The coding region runs from base 71 to 403 and encodes 110 amino acids. The record is from RefSeq and is a predicted model, not a curated record.